CCUUCCAGCUCUAUUCUGAUUGAUUGAAAAUAAAAAUUCUCAUUCCGAUGACGGCCGCCCCAUUCGUGACGCGUUUAGCGGGCGGGCCUCGGGGAGGGGAGCGGCGCUGGCCUGAACCGAAGAAAAGCCGUUGAAAAUGUCCGCGGGCGAUCGCGGUGGUUGGCUGCCCCCGCGCGCGCUAGACAGCCCGGCCAUCCGUACGGUGGAGAUGCACGCGGGAGGGGAGCCGCUCCGGGUGGUGGUGCCUGGCGGUUUGGGACUGUUGGAGCCCGGGCCUGAGGGGCCUCUCCUGAGUCGCCGGCGUCGCUUGCUGGAGUCCCCGGACCUGGACGCUGUGAGGCGACUGUUGAUGCACGAACCCCGCGGACACCGCGACAUGUACGGCGCCCUGGUGGUGCCCAGCGAGCUGCCCGAAGCCGCCCUGGGAGCCCUCUUCAUGCACAACGAGGGCGCGAGCCCCAUGUGCGGCCACGCCGUCCUUUGCCUGGGCCGCUUCGCCCUCGACUACGGCCUCUGCCAGCCCUCGCCUCCCCCCGGCGAGACCGCCGUCACCAUUCACUGCCCCUGCGGGCCGGUCAAGGCUUUUGCGUCCUGGGACGGGCAGCGCAGUGGAAGCCGCGUCCGUUUCCACAGCGUGCCUGCCUUCGCCGCGGCUACCGAUAUAACCAUUGAUGUUCCUGGCUAUGGAAAAGUCGUCCUUGAUGUUGGCUAUGGGGGUGCUUUCUAUGCAUUUCUCAGUGCUGAACAAUUAGGCCUUGAUGUAUGUUCCUCAAAAAUUAGGGAUCUUGUAGCCGCAGCAUCUGCAGUAACAGAAGCUGUAAAGGCUCAGUUCAAAGUUCACCAUCCUCUUAUUGAAGAUAUGGCUUUCAUUUAUGGAACUAUACUGACAGAUGGCAAAGAUGAAUUUAGUGAUGAACCUACAAGUAAUAUAUGUAUAUUUGCAGAUGCACAGGUUGAUCGAAGUCCUACAGGAUCAGGUGUGACUGCUCGCAUUGCCUUACAAUACCAUAAAGGAUUAAUUCAACUGAACCAGACCAGGACCUUCAGAAGCAGUUCAACUGGUUCCUUGUUCACUGGAAAAGCAAUAAAGGAAACAAAAUGUGGUGAACACAAUGCUGUUAUAGUAGAAGUCUCAGGAGAAUCUUUUUAUACCGGAACAUCAAUUUUCACUCUUGAAGAAAAUGAUCCAUUGAAAUAUGGUUUCUUUCUCAAGUAAUUGCUUCCUUAAUAACUCUGAUGAAAAAGAUGCAUCUUUGUUUAGUUAUCUAUUAUAAAAUCUUUUCUUGGCCAAUAGGAACAUGAUGGCAGGGUAGUAAGUCAUAAAUAUUUUUUCUUGGCAUCAGAAAAGACUUUUAGGGGACAAAUGCAGUAGGAAAUUAGAAUAAUUUAUGAUGAUUGUUAAUAAACUUGUGACAGCAAAAUGCUGUAAGUAACAAUAAAUUAGAAUUGCAUUAGUAGUUAGGUGUUUAAUAACAACUUACAAAGAAGUUAUUCAAAGAUUUCAGAGAAUAACUUCUUUUUUUGAAAUGUGGGAAUUUUCUUGCUAGACUUUGUGUGUAUGUAGGGGGAAGGAUAUCUAUUUGAAUGCAGCAUGGAUAUUAAUUACAAAAGGUUAUUUUUUU
Molecule: messenger RNA, 1622 nt
Organism: Thamnophis elegans (Western terrestrial garter snake)
Lineage: Eukaryota; Metazoa; Chordata; Lepidosauria; Squamata; Natricidae
Gene: L3HYPDH
Product: trans-L-3-hydroxyproline dehydratase
Exons: 5
Coding region: 137-1216 (359 amino acids)
Molecular function (GO): hydro-lyase activity
Source: RefSeq, a predicted model, not a curated record